UCCUUACUGGCUCCUCUGUCACAUAUCCACUGUGAUCGUUGAGCCAGUUUGAGCCAUUUAACUUGUGUUGUGCGUGUACAUAACAAUGAAGGCAUUUAUCGCAAUCCUCUUCGUGACUGCCUCAGUUCUUGCUGAACCGAGCAAAGUAGUCCAGAAGCGCAGCGGCUUAGUCGGCCAUUACGGCGCGCCUCUCUAUGGCCACGGCAUCGGAGUGGCCUCAGGGCUCGCAGUCCACGGCGCUGCCAUCGCCGGCCCUGCUAUCGGACACGCAGUCGCUGCUCCAGCUAUCGCCGGUCCUGCUAUUGGCCAUGCUAUUGCAGCAGGUCCAGCUGUAGCGCAUUUCGCAGGUCCAGCUCUGGCAGCAGGUCACGCAUUAGCCGCCGGUCCAGGUAUCGCUGGUCCGCUUAGCGCUGGAAUAUUGGCCGCGGAAGCAGCUGGCGGCGCUGUGAUCGGCGCUAAUGUCCACACGACAGUCACCAAGCAUGUUGGUUUCCCUGUGCCCGCGCCUUACCCGGUUGCUGUGGACAGGCCCGUCCCCUACCCCGUUAGAGUGAACGUGCCAGUGCCAGUAGAUCGCCCUUACGCUGUGCCAGUACCCCGCCCGUACCCCGUCGCGGUGGAGAGGCACGUCGCAGUACCCGUCGACAGGCCUGUACCAGUUCCCGUACCUCACGCUGUGCCUUAUCCCGUCAUUAAGCAGGUCGGCGUCCCAGUUCCCGCCCCGUACCCAGUCGCAGUCCCCAAACCCGUGGCGGUACCAGUAGCAGCUCCCGUCGCAGUUCCAGUGGUCAAGUCAGUGGUCGGAGUCGGCGCCGCCCUCGCAGGACCCAUCGGCCACGGACUUCACUCGCACGGUGGUCUCCACUCUCUGCAUUCCAAAUACGGGUGGUAAAUUAAUUGUCAAAUCACUCUUACGUUCCGAUUUUAGACAUUAAUUCACUGUUGGCUUAAGACAAGGCUCAAAUUUGCUGAUAAAAAUUAGGAAUUUCUUAUAUUGCUAGAUGUAAAAAUCUGGAACGUACAAGUGACAAAGAAAUGUUUCAAAGGCAUUUUCUUAUGGGGAUUCUGUAUAGAAAAAUAUAAUGUGAUUUAGAUUAAGUUAGAUUAGGGUGUGAGUGUUUUUGGUAAAGUAUUGUAGACCAUAGAUAUGUCAAUGGUCUAUGCCCAUAUUUUCGGCCAUCAUACUGUACAAAAAUGUAGAGCGCCAUUUUGAAUUUUUUGUUGGGGUGACCAUAUUGCCAUAAAUCAUCUUAAUAUAUAUUAUUUAUCGUAUAUUAAAUUGGGUUGCCAUAUUUUAAUCAAUUUAAUCAUAUAUUAUGUAACAUUUAUUAUUAUCCAAUAUGCUUGAAGUGGUACAGUAUUUUUUCAAUUGAAACGUGCAAAGGCGUAUUGAAAUUCGUUCAUAUUUUCGGAGACAUUUUCAGCUGAUCUCUUUCGAUAUAUUGUUGGGAAAGAAAUGUAUGUAUGUACCUGGACAAUGCACAUUUGUAUGUAAAUAUUUUAGCUUUAAUAAUCAACGGAUCAAGAGUUUAUUUCGACCGCAGUCGACUAAAAACUAUUUAACAUACGAUUUUUAUACGACUUUUAUAAUAAAAUAUAUGAUGAAAUA
Messenger RNA from Manduca sexta (tobacco hornworm), 1609 nucleotides. RefSeq names its product tetra-peptide repeat homeobox protein 1. The record is from RefSeq and is a predicted model, not a curated record. The transcript is spliced from 4 exons. The coding region runs from base 86 to 892 and encodes 268 amino acids. NCBI's taxonomy places the organism in Eukaryota, Metazoa, Arthropoda, Insecta, Lepidoptera, Sphingidae.